AUGUUGUUGUCCAUUUUCUUCUUCUUGAUUAUCCCAUAUGCAUCCUCUUUAUCCUUUAACUUCACUAAUUUUGAUCCCAAUGGCAAGAGCAUUAUAUAUGAGGGAUCAGCUUACUCUGCUGCACCAGCUAUCCAACUUACAAGAAACCAGGUGGACAAGAACAUGAUUGAAAGUAUUGGUCGAGCCUCAUACUACCAACCUAUGCACCUGUGGGACAAUACCACAAGAAAUCUCACAGAUUUCACAACCCAUUUCUCUUUUAUUAUAGAUUCACAGAAUCGAAGUAGAUAUGGAGAUGGGAUUGCUUUCUUCCUUGCCCCUGCUGGUUCAAAGAUUCCUAAUGCCACAAAAGGAGGUUCCAUGGGUCUCACACUUGACAAUCAGAUGUUGAACUCAACUGAUAAUCCAUUUGUUGCUGUGGAGUUUGAUAUCUAUCGGAACUUCUGGGAUCCACCCAAUGAACAUGUUGGCAUCGACAUCAACUCUAUGAGAUCUGUUGCUAAUGUGACAUGGUUGGCUGAUAUCAAGGAAGGAAAGCUCAAUGAAGCUUGGAUCAGUUACAAUUCGAGUUCACUAAAUUUAAGUAUUGUUUUCAAUGGUUAUAACAAUGACACCGUUCUGCAGCAACAACUAUCUGCCAUAGUUGAUCUGAGACUUUAUCUGCCAGAAAUGGUUACUCUUGGCUUCUCGUCUGCCACAGGAAAUUUAACUGCUAUACAUAGUAUCUAUUCAUGGGAUUUUAGCUCUACUUUGGGAGCACAAGAAAACAUCACGAACUCACAAAACCCAGUUGCAAUGUCUCCAACCUUCAAUAAUACGGCUCCCAUUCAGAAGAAAAAGGCAAGGACAGGACUAGCAAUGGGAUUGGGUAUCGGUGGAUCUGUUUUAAUUGGUGGAUUGGGUUUGAUUUCAAUAGUCUUGUGGAAGAAGUGGAAGAAAGUAACUGAAGAUGAAGAUCAUGGUUUUGAAGAGUAUAUGGGUGAGGAUUUUGGAAGGGGGACAGGACCCCGGAAGUACUCUUAUGCUGAAUUGUCCCAUGCAGCUAAUAAUUUUAAAGAUGAGCAUAAGCUAGGACAGGGAGGAUUUGGAGGCGUUUAUAAGGGUUAUCUCAAAGACAUUAAGUCUUAUGUUGCUAUUAAGACGGUUUCAGAAGGUUCUGAUCAAGGGAUAAAGGAGUUUGCAUCAGAAGUAAGAAUUAUUGGCCUUUUAAGGCAUCGAAAUCUAGUGCAAUUGAUUGGUUGGUGUCAUGAAAAGAAAAAGCUAUUGCUUGUGUAUGAGUACAUGCCAAAUGGAAGCUUAGACGUUCAUUUGUUCAAAAAACAAAACUUGUUGAAAUGGGCUGUGAGAUAUAACAUAGCUCGAGGCUUGGCAUCUGCAUUGCUAUACUUGCACGAAGAAUGGGAACAAUGUGUUGUACACAGAGACAUAAAACCAAGCAACAUUAUGCUAGAUUCGGAGUUUAAUGCAAAACUAGGGGAUUUUGGUUUAGCAAGGUUUGUGGACCAUGCAAAAGGUGCACAAACUACAGCUUUAGCUGGGACUAUAGGCUACUUGGCUCCAGAAUGUGCUACCAUGGGCAGGGCCAGUAAGGAAUCAGAUGUAUACAGUUUUGGAGUUGUUGCUUUAGAGAUAGCUAGCGGAAGAAAACCCAUAAGCCUUGAAGCACAAGAAAAUGAAAUAAAUAUUGUGGAGUGGGUCUGGGGCCUCUAUGGAAAAGGUAGAAUUCUUGAAGCAGUGGAUCCAAGACUAGGUGGAGAUUUUGCGGAGGAGCAAAUCAAAUGCUUGAUGAUUGUUGGUCUUUGGUGUGCUCACCCUAAUCAAAAUGAUAGGCCCUCAGUUAGGCAAGCGAUUCAAGUGCUUAACUUUGAAGCUCCCUUUCCUAAUCUUCCAUCAAGUUUUCCAGUGCCAACAUAUCUUGACUUCCCAAUGAACUCCUCCAUAGCUCCAUUCAGCAUAAAUGCUUCUGGGGAAGGUCAACACCACAACAUAAGCUUUAGUUCUAACACAAACUCCUCUGGUUUCACCACAACUUCUGAUGAUGUUUCUCCAUCUGUGUCGCUUCUGUACACACGGUAA
Molecule: messenger RNA, 2076 nt
Organism: Gastrolobium bilobum
Lineage: Eukaryota; Viridiplantae; Streptophyta; Magnoliopsida; Fabales; Fabaceae
Product: L-type lectin-domain containing receptor kinase IX.1-like
Exons: 1
Coding region: 1-2076 (691 amino acids)
Biological process (GO): protein phosphorylation
Cellular component (GO): plasma membrane
Molecular function (GO): carbohydrate binding; ATP binding; protein kinase activity
Source: RefSeq, a predicted model, not a curated record